Ipomoea triloba (trilobed morning glory) is the source of this 765-nucleotide messenger RNA. RefSeq lists its product as uncharacterized. The record is from RefSeq and is a predicted model, not a curated record. Lineage: Eukaryota; Viridiplantae; Streptophyta; Magnoliopsida; Solanales; Convolvulaceae. The transcript has a single exon. Bases 1 to 765 code for a protein of 254 amino acids.
AUGCACCAUGUAAUACAGGAGGGACCUUGGUCAUUUGAAAACCACACGCUGGUCUGUCGUCAAGUGCAUGAUGGCGUCCUCCCAAGCGAUGUCGUGCUUGAUGCGGUAGAUAUGUGGGUUCAGGUUCACGAUCUUCUGCUAGGCUAUACAUCAGACGAGGUUUUGGAACAGGUUAGAAACUUCCUGGGUUCUUUUGUUCGAUGUGACGAUAGGUUUGCAGGGGUUCCAUGGCGAUCUUUCUACCGUGUGCGGGUUGCCAUUCCGAUAGCACGCCCAAUCAAGAGGCGUAUGCGGAUGGUAAAAAGAGACAAACAGUGCUAUUGGGUUACAUUCAAGUAUGAGAGGUUGCAUACCUUUUGUUUCUUCUGCGGGUUCCUAGGGCACUCGUACAAGUUCUGUUUGAAAGCACGAGACUCAGGGUUGCCAGUUGAUCAUUACCCUUAUAGUGCUGACCUUCGAGCUGGAGUCGGAAGAGGGCCGGGAGCGGUGGGCGACCCGUGGUUGGUGCCGUUAGGGGGUUCACCGCGAACUGCGGGGACGCCGUCGGUGGUGGACGCGGUCGGUAGCGGCGGGGUGGAGGCAGCGCAGCCGGCUAGUAGACAGAUUGAGGAGCGAGGCAUUGUAGCUGUCUCUAAACGCUGGUGUGAAGGGUACGGGUCCGGCAGUAAGCGGCCAGGCAGUGGGAGUGGUGACGUUACUAUGACCGAGGUUUCAAAAAACUUGCAUAUGGCAGGUACUGGUUCCCAGUCCCGCCCGUCAUCAUGA